Vicia faba (fava bean) is the source of this 2040-nucleotide messenger RNA. The record is from the annotation of a GenBank genome assembly. Lineage: Eukaryota; Viridiplantae; Streptophyta; Magnoliopsida; Fabales; Fabaceae.
AUGAAGAGUUGUAAACAUGUCCCUCCCACUUCUUCCAACCUGAAAAGGAAAAAGAAAGAAGAUAAUGGUAAGGAAAAGAAGAAAAAAGGUAGAAAGGUGGAGAAAGUGACGGAUGUUGACAUCAUUGAAUCUGAGAGCUUGCUGGAGAAUGAAAGUGAUGGACAAGGGUUUGACGAUGAUUCUCCUAGAAGCAAUGUUGUGGAAAGCGUGCUGCAAGAUUCCGACGACAACGAUUCUGGAUUAAUAGAAGGUUCUGAGACUGAAGAGGACAUUGGGUUUUCUUAUUCAGAUGAAGAGGAUAUUAGAACAAACGGUGGAGCAACAUCUAAGAAUUCAGUGGAUUUGAGCUCUUUUGAUUUACAUUUGCAACAUAAUUUAUCAAAAGAGGAAAUUGAUAACCAAAAGAAUUUGAAAUUCAGCUGGGAUGUACCAGUUAUCGGUGUCUCAAAUUGCAAAUGGAUAGGAACUGGAGAAAAUAUCUUGGAGGAUUUUGAUACCAACUCCUGUCAUGGUCUGAAGGCAAAGUUACAUGAGCAUUGGGUCGAUGUGUCCAAGACAUCUGGAGGAAAGGAUAUUAAUUCAUCUAAACAGCAGAUGUUUUUCUCCCUUUGCAGCAGCUACCGGGAUAUACUUCACUGUAACAAGAGACCAUUCUAUUUAAAAGGCCUUGAAGACAUUAGCAUCAUGGAUGCAUACAUAAUGCAUUCUCUAAAUCACGUCUUCAGAACUAGAGAUUGUGUUAAAAAGAAUGAUGCUAAACUGUCUAGGCUUGAAGAGGGUGCUGAUAGUGAGAGAUUCCGAGAUCAAGGGUUUCUUCGUCCUAAGGUUUUAAUUUUGUUGCCAUUGGCAAGUAUUAUGCACCGUGUUGUAAAGAGGCUGAUACAACUUACACCUUCAGCUUACAAGGUCAAUGUUGAGCAUAUGGAUCGUUUUUCCACUAAAUUUGGAGGUGAAGAACAUAAAGGUGACAAGGAAAAUGGCGAAGAACCUGAAAGUGCAGACCUUCAGAAGUCAUCCAAACCGGACGACUUUCAAUUACUUUUUGAAGGCAAUAAUGAGGACGACUUUAUGAUUGGCAUCAAAUUUACUAGGAAGACGAUCAAGUUGUUCAGUGAUUUCCAUACGUCUGACUUAAUUAUUGCUUCACCACUUUGUUUGGUUAAUAAAAUUGAAGAGACCGGAAGCAAUAAGGAAAAAGAUGUAGAUUUUCUUUCGUCCAUAGAGGUUCUCAUUAUUGAUCAUGCAGAUGUGAUAGCAAUGCAGAACUGGUCGCAUGUGCAUACAGUUAUUGAGCACUUGAACCGCUUACCAUCGAAGCAACCCAGAACAGAUGUUAUGCGCAUUAGACCAUGGUAUCUUGACGAGCAUGCCAGAUUUUACAGGCAAACAAUAAUUCUGGGUUUUUUCUCAAAUCCAGAUAUAAACGCUUCAUUCAAUCAUCAAUGUUCUAAUUAUGAAGGGAAGGUCAAGCUGAUGUGUGAAUAUAAAGGCGUUCUUCACAAAGUGCUCCCUAAAAUUCAACAGGUUUAUGUACGGUUUAAUAUAGACUCAAUAGUAGAUGCUGAUGACAACCGUUUUGAUUAUUUUGUGAAGAAGGUUUUCCCAAGAAUAAAAGAUUCUGAUGAGGGAGGGAUCAUGCUAUUUAUCAGUUCUUACUUUGAAUUUAUUCGAAUCCGAAAUUUUUUAAAGUCGCAGGAUGCCUCCUUCUGUCUGCUUGGGGAGUAUUCAACCCAAAAGGAUAUUUCUCGUGCACGUCUUUGGUUCUUUGAAGGGAAGAGAAAAAUCAUGCUUUACACAGAGAGAUCUCAUUUUUAUCACAGAUAUAAGAUUCGCGGGGUUAAGAAUUUAAUCAUGUAUUCUCUCCCAGAGAGGAAGGAGCUUUAUCCUGAGAUUGUAAAUGUGCUUGAUGGGUCUGAAAACACUGCGUGCACCGUCCUUUUUUCGCCUCUCGACAAGUUUCGGCUUGAAAGAAUAGUUGGAACUAUUCCAGCGAAAACCAUGGUGGCUUCGGAGAAACCUGUUUUUGUUUUUUGCGAUUAG